ACCUCGACGACCGACUCGAUCAUGCGUGUCGACGCGUCAACAGUUCGCGAUCUGCUGGAGGGCCGGUACAAGGACCUGUACGACGAGCGGCUGGUGGUUGACUGCCGGUUCCCGUACGAGUUCGAGGGCGGGCACAUUGCAGGCGCGGCGAACGCACCGACUAUCGAGGCGCUGGAGCGGCUGCUGCUGGAGCGCCCGCGGACGGGCACGCGCAUGGUGGUGAUUCUGCACUGCGAGUACUCGAUCCAGCGCGCGCCGUCAAUGGCCAGCCAUCUGCGGCGGCGCGACCGCGAGGUGAACAUGCACCGGUACCCGCACCUGCACUACCCUGAGAUCUACGUGCUGGAGGGCGGGUACCGCAACUUCUUCAACCACCACAAGCCACUGUGCGAGCCGCAGAACUACGUCGAGAUG
This is a messenger RNA of Linderina pennispora, 414 nucleotides long. RefSeq names its product Rhodanese-like protein. Gene Ontology annotation, biological process: G2/M transition of mitotic cell cycle; positive regulation of G2/M transition of mitotic cell cycle; protein dephosphorylation. Gene Ontology annotation, molecular function: protein tyrosine phosphatase activity. Gene Ontology annotation, cellular component: cytoplasm; nucleus. The annotation marks the transcript as partial. NCBI's taxonomy places the organism in Eukaryota, Fungi, Kickxellomycota, Kickxellomycetes, Kickxellales, Kickxellaceae. The record is from RefSeq and is a predicted model, not a curated record. The transcript has a single exon.